Molecule: messenger RNA, 957 nt
Organism: Podarcis lilfordi (Lilford's wall lizard)
Lineage: Eukaryota; Metazoa; Chordata; Lepidosauria; Squamata; Lacertidae
Source: the annotation of a GenBank genome assembly
AUGGCUCCGUGCAAAAACAUUGUCGUCAACUUUCUUGAGGAACUGUGUCUGCCAGAACCACUGCUUGGCUGUAAGAAACACCCAAACGUUAGGAAAAAGCUGAGACUGAUACGAAUAACAGGACUUUUCCUGGGUAUCGUGGCCGUUAGCACGCUGUAUCUUUCAAUUAGUGCCUUUUUCCAGUCGCAACCUUAUAGCACAGAGACAACCAGCAAUCUAGAUAGCCAUAAGUCAAAGCACAUGCAUCAAAGAACUCUAUUGGACUUUAACGAACAGAAUCAAACCGGCGCUCCAGAUUCACCUAUUUCUAUGAAAUAUGAAGCUGGGCAGGAUAACCAUACGGAGGAGCACUCCAAGGGAGAGUACCCGGAAGAUCUUUUUUCUCUUGAAGAAAGACGGAGGGGUGCUGUAAUACUUCAUAUUUGUGGAAUGGUUUACAUGUUCAUAGCCUUAGCCAUUGUCUGCGAUGAGUUCUUUGUUCCUUCAUUGACAGUCAUUACAGAAAAACUGGCGAUUUCUGAUGAUGUGGCCGGGGCAACAUUCAUGGCUGCUGGUGGCUCAGCCCCAGAACUCUUCACUUCUCUAAUAGGAGUUUUUAUAUCCCACAGCAAUGUCGGCAUUGGAACAAUAGUUGGCUCUGCCGUGUUCAAUAUCCUCUUCGUGAUUGGGAUGUGUGCUUUAUUUUCCAAGGAGAUCCUGCACCUCACCUGGUGGCCCCUCUUCCGGGAUGUGUCUUUUUACAUCAUGGACCUGAUAUUGCUGAUCAUCUUCUUUUUGGAUAACUUCAUCAUGUGGUGGGAAAGUUUAACGCUGCUGUUUGCUUAUUUCGUCUACGUGACGUUCAUGAAGUUCAACGUGCAAGUGGAAGAACUGGUAAAAAGCCUGCUAAGCAAGAACAAAGUGGAAAAAGUAUCGCCAGAAGUCGAAGCAAAGGUUAGUAUCGUAUGGAGAAACUAG